GAGACGGUCGGUAGGACAGAGGCACAACACUGCUUGCUUCUGGUUGGCAUUCAGUUUCCAGACUUCUCUGAUCCACUCCAACAGCUACCACUCACCAAUCUACCUUCCAUCUCCCCAGAUUCUGAGGCUGUAUGAAUACAGACUUUGUCAUGCCUGCCCUGUGAUCCGGACAAGUUGCUUAACUUCUCUGAGACUUGGUUUUCUCAUCUGUAAAGUGGGGACACGAAGAGCUACUUCACAGAGUUGCUGUGAAUGGAUGUUUGGCAGGUUGUUUCAUGACCUGCUCUCUUCCUGGAGCCCAGAACAGGACAGGCACUCGGCUUUCUUGAUCAUGGAUGGUGAAGAUAUACCAAAUUUUUCAAGUUUAAAGGAGGAAACUGCUUAUUGGAAGGAACUUUCCUUGAAGUAUAAACAAAGCUUCCAGGAAGCUCGGGAUGAGCUAGUUGAAUUCCAGGAGGGAAGCCGAGAAUUAGAAGCAGAGCUGGAGGCACAGUUAGUACAGGCUGAACAGAGGAACAGAGACUUGCAGGCCGAUAACCAGAGACUGAAGUAUGAAGUCGAAGCACUAAAGGAGAAACUAGAACAUCAGUAUGCACAGAGCUACAAGCAGGUGUCGGUAUUAGAAGAUGAUUUAAGUCAGACUCGGGCCAUUAAGGAGCAGUUGCAUAAGUAUGUGAGAGAGCUGGAGCAGGCCAACGAUGAUCUGGAGCGAGCAAAGAGAGCAACAAUAGUGUCACUGGAAGACUUUGAACAAAGGCUAAAUCAGGCCAUUGAACGAAAUGCAUUUUUAGAAAGUGAACUUGAUGAAAAGGAAUCUUUGUUAGUCUCUGUACAGCGGUUAAAGGAUGAAGCCAGAGCUAUACCAAACGGUUUUGGUACCAGUCCACUAACUCCUUCCGCUAGGAUAUCAGCACUAAACAUCGUGGGGGAUCUCUUACGGAAAGUAGGGGCUUUAGAAUCCAAAUUAGCGGCUUGCAGGAAUUUUGCAAAGGACCAGGCAUCACGAAAAUCCUAUCUUUCAGGGAAUGUUAACUGUGGGCUGAUGAACAGCGACAGCACAAAGUUCCCUCGAUCAGGACACACGUCUUUCUUUGACAAAGGGGCAGUAAACGGCUUUGACCCAGCGCCUCCUCCUCCUGGUCUGGGCUCCUCGCGCCCGUCGUCAGCACCGGGUAUGCUGCCUCUCAGUGUGUGAGUGCCCGGCCUCCGGGUGGGGGCGCCUGCCCUCCUCCAACAGCCCAGGACACCCACGCCUCGUCCCUCGGUGCCUGGGCCCAGCCUGGGCCCCUGCGUCUGCCUCCCCACGGCUGGCAGAGGGCAGGCUGCAUGCGGCGGCGGCUGCUGGGCCCUGCCUGGCCCCAGGACUCUGCGCGAUAUCAAUACUGGCUAUUUUCUCUUCUCGCCGUGGUGCCGUUGGUCUCACAUGAUUGCACUUUUGUGGGUCACAAGGUGGCACGUCCGUGUACUCCUUGGUCACUGGAUGCAGAAGUACCCAUCAUCAUCACGCCUGCCCCAUAGCUCCCACCCAGCUGUACGGAUAGGGUUUAGUUGUGUUUCAGACAUUGCCGACCUUCUAGAAGGUCUCCCCCAGAUCAGGUCAACACGUGCCCCUGCCCCUCCCCCCCCAGCUCCCGCCAGCUCCCGCCCACGCUUCUUCAGUGCUCACGAUCGAUCGCGUGUUCUCCAGCUCCACUCCCCACCGUGUGACCUGCUGCUGGUCGGGGGUCGGGAAGGUCACUGAAUUAGGGAACAUUUUCUGCACCUUCUGAUUUUACUUUAGCGGUUAUCAUUCCAUAGACUUGCCUCCCAGAGCAGCGAAAUGCCCGUCUGGACCCCAGCUAGCGGGAGCCUCUGGGGCCGGGGCACCAUCUGCUCCUCAUCCGUGUGCCUCAGACUCGGGGUGAGGGGCGGGGGCAGUCUCCUUGCCAGCUCUCUGGUCCUUCAGUUAAGCGACAUCUUUCAGGGCGUUUUGUUUUGUCCUCUGAGGGCCUGUCCACUUGUGUUAGGAAGCGUCGAGCGGCCCCAUUCAGGGGGCUUCUGGUGGGCAGACUGGCCGUAAGUGGUUGCUCCCGAUCAUCUUGAUUACUCUCAUGCUGCAUUUACUGUUUACAUUUGUUUUAUUGUACAUAGGUUUGUAAACAUUAUCGCCUAAGAUAUUUGUAUAUAACUUGGGCUUUGUAGCUUUUAUUUAUUCAGAACUCACACGGCAUGUUAAUGACUUACGAUGGUGUCCUACUCUGGGCAGCUGCAUAGGAUCAUCAUGUGGUUAAAA
Messenger RNA from Puma concolor (puma), 2272 nucleotides. The record is from RefSeq and is a predicted model, not a curated record. Lineage: Eukaryota; Metazoa; Chordata; Mammalia; Carnivora; Felidae.